Molecule: messenger RNA, 648 nt
Organism: Triticum aestivum (bread wheat)
Lineage: Eukaryota; Viridiplantae; Streptophyta; Magnoliopsida; Poales; Poaceae
Product: putative germin-like protein 2-1
Exons: 2
Coding region: 1-648 (215 amino acids)
Molecular function (GO): manganese ion binding
Source: RefSeq, a predicted model, not a curated record
AUGGCGGCAAAGUUCUUCCUCAUUGCCCUUCUGGCUCUGUCAUUUUCCCGUGCUCGUGCCUCGGACCCGAGCCAGCUCCAAGAUUUCUGCGUCGCUGACAGGACAUCCCAAGUUUUUGUCAAUGGAUUUGCCUGCAAGGACCCGAAGGCUGCGGAGGUAGAAGACUUCUUCUUCUCUGGCCUUCACAUGUCCGGGAACACGAGCAACAAGCAAGGCUCCGCUGUGACGGCGGUUAAUGUGGCGCAUAUUGCUGGGCUGAACACUUUGGGCAUCUCCUUGGCUCGGGUUGAUUAUGCUCGAUAUGGUCAAAACCCACCCCACAUCCACCCCCGUGCAUCUGAGAUCCUGACGGUGGUAGAAGGCUCACUCUAUGUUGGUUUCGUGACCUCGAACCCCGAGAACAAGUUGUUCUCAAAAGUUCUUAACAAAGGGGAUGUUUUUGUGUUUCCACAAGGGCUAAUUCACUUUCAGUACAACUGCGGAACCAAAAAAGCUAUAGCCAUUGCGGCGCUGAGCAGCAAGAACCCUGGAGUGAUCACCAUAACCAAUGCGGUGUUUGGAUCCAAGCCGUCCAUCUCAGAUGAUAUCAUUGCCAAAGCCUUCCAGGUGGACAAGAAGAUUGUUGACCAUAUUCAAGCUCAGUUCUAA